Clunio marinus is the source of this 3640-nucleotide messenger RNA. The record is from the annotation of a GenBank genome assembly. Lineage: Eukaryota; Metazoa; Arthropoda; Insecta; Diptera; Chironomidae.
UUGUCGAUGUUUUCGUAAAAGGAAAAAUCUAAUAAAUAUUUCAAUUCCAACUCAAACGCACGCUUCAUUUGAACAAGAAAAAUUAAUUAUCGUCAACGAAUAGUCAGUGAGUUAGUUAGUUAGUUAGACGUUUAGUUUUCCAUGUUUAAGUGGUGAACAUUAAAACGGACAAAAAUAGAAUUGAGAAGCGAAGAGAAUGUGGAACAAACUGUUUAAGAAGAAACAAUCGAAAUCAGCAAAUAAAUCACAGAAUGAUGCGCCGACGAAGCAAACGACGCCACCCGCCUCAACAACAACAUUUUGUUUCUCUUUUCGUGGUGCAAAGAAACCUAACAACGAUCAUUAUAAUAAAAUGAACGAAAACUUUCAAUAUUUUCAGCAUGAAUCGGAAAUUUAUAGGAAACCAGAUUACAAUCGAAGACAUGAAUAUUCUCAACUUUAUCAACCUGUACAACAUCGUCAUCCCGAUGAAAAUCAACAACUUAAUGAAAUUUUCAUUGAAAUUCCACAACCAAACAUUCGACUUGACUUGUGUCCCGUCUGUUCGCGUAAAUUUGCACCGGAAACUCUCUUGAAACAUGUAAUAAUUUGCGAGAAAAUUAACACAAAGAAACGGAAACCUUUUGACUCGUCAAAGCAACGACUCAAUGGAACAGAAUUUGCUUCGGUUUCAGCGACGUCUUCACCAGUUGCAACAAAUCGUUUGACACCAUCGCGGUUUGAAAGUCGCGUUUCACCACCAAAAACGCUUCAACGAAAAUUAAGUGAGACGAGUCUGAAAUCUCAACCAGCCACAUCAACUUCAUCUCAUUACAACAUGAGUCGAAAGAAUUCAAGUGUCAGUUUGGGUGGUGGAACACCCAGACUGUCAGUGAAACGUAGCCUUGUGCAACAGAAUGAAAAGUGUCCAUAUUGCGAAAGGAAUUUUGGAUUCAAAGCCUACGAUCGACAUGUUGAAUGGUGCAAAGAGAAAUCUCUGAUCAAGCCUAGUCCCGACACCGCAACUGUGUCAGCUGCAAAGGAAAGAAUGAAAACUCGAAUCACCUACAAGGCUCCAUGUUUAAAAACAAAACGAACCACAACAAGAGAAAAAUACUCAAAUAGUUGCAAUGGUUCGACCAACAGUUUAGCUGAUUUCGAUUCACAUUUAAAUUCCAUGAGCUCAUCAAUGACAAGUGAACAUGGCCUUUAUGAUCCAUUUUUAUCGGCCAAGAAGCAACUGGAAGAACUUUUCACGCCCACUUCAUCAACGCCUACAACGCAAAUGAUUAAUUCAAUGAUGGUACCAACCACACCGUCAUCGGAAGUUAAUAAAGUUAAUAAUAUCAACAACGACAUUAUGUCAAAGUCUCUCACUCUCACCAGUCAAGCUGUCAAUUCCCCAAAGACACCACAGCCGAUCCCAAAAAUGCAAAGCAACUUCAAGCGCACCUCUUCUUUGCGAAUUUCAAAUCGCAAGCCCAAGCCGACUAUUUACACGCCACCGGUAAAGUCAAACAUUCAUUGCGGAAUCACUGAUGAUGGCCCAAUUUCACCAAACUUUGUUAAAGCGACAGACUACGAUGAACUUCCAAUUAAGUCACCUUACAGUGCCAUUAAAAUGUGCGAGAAAAAUUUGAAGCAAAAUCAAGUGAUGCCCUUGCGAGUGUCACCAGCGAGAGCUUCGCCAUCACCAACAAUGCCAUCAAUUAAUCAACCAAUAUUAAGAGACAAAAAUGCCGCAUUGACAAGAAAGAAUCUCAAACUUGAUAUAAGAAAUCCAAACAAACCUUUGCAUCAGGAUUAUCCACUGUCAAAAACGGAUUCACUUGCACUCUUCUUAAAAUAUGAAAAUGAAUUGACAGCAAAAUUAUCAGAAAAAGAAAUGAAAGAUAAAAGUAACAGUUUAAGUAAAAGAUCACAAGCAACGAAUAAUCUCACAUCUGUUGGAUUGAGUUUAGAUCAUAAACUUCCAGAUAUUAAUCAUGGAAUAUCAACAACAACUCCACAACCGACACCACGAAUUACAAAUGGAAAAAGUUUUGAUGAAAGAAAUGCUUUGAUAUCGAUCGAUAAUUUUCAUAAAAAUCCCCAGGAAAAUAUCAAUGAAGAGAAGAAAAGUCAUUCAGCUCCAGUUAAAACAAUGAAUGCUUGUGAUAACUUGCCCGAGUUGAAUAACGGGAAUAAUGUCAGUGACAAGAGUCGUUCGCCAUCUAUGGAUCGCAAAACUGGUGAAGAAGAAUCUCCGCAAUCGGGACGUCGAAGUGCUUUACGUCGUCAAAAGAAAUAUAACAUUGACAACAUUUUGUUUGGCAUUGAUAAUGAACAAGAAGUGAAAUCGACAACACCAAGCAGUGGCAGUGAUAACAGUAACAACAACAGUCUGAUACGUCCAACAUCGCGAACAUCAAACACUGAAUCAAUUUUUGAAGAUUUUGAUUUUGACCAAUUUAUUGCUUCAUUCAACGAUGACGAUCAAUUUCCAAUAUUUAAAGAUUAUAAAGCUUUGUUGAACAAGACAGUAAAUGACGAUAACAGUAACAAGCCUUUAAACGAUACUAAUAAGAGUCAGCCAGAAGAAAAUCCUUUUGGAUUAACUAAAAAUCUUGUCGACACAAAACCAAUUCCGAUUCAACAACCACAAAGGUCUGAAGCUGAAUUAAGUGGCCUUGAGAAGUUAGACAAUUUAUGUAAAAUGUUGAGUGGAAACUCUGAUUCAGAUGAGAGUAAUAGUCUUGAGACAGAUUCACAAGCUAUUCGAUCAAAAUCAAGUGCUGAUUCAGCUUAUGGAAGUCUCUCUAGUCAGUCUAGGCAAUCUCAAUCACCAUUUGAUCAUCGUAAGAUGACCAACAAUAACUUCAGUACCUUCAGGCCGACUCCACCACCACCACCAAUUCGUCAGCAUUUGGAAUUGAAGACAACUGAGAUAGUUUUGAAUCCAGUUAAACCGCCAUACUUUCAGGAGACAAUUAUGAUACCCAGGAACGGAAAUGUUCUACUCAACAGAUCUACCAGCACUGAGAGCAGUAAAUCUGAUGCACCUUAUUCAAAGUUCUGUCACGAAUGUGGCUACAAGUUCGUCGUUCCAACUGCAAAGUUUUGCAUUGAGUGUGGUGUUCGACGAAUUAAAAUGGUUUAAUUUUAAUUAAGUUAAUUUUUGGAAUUCUUAAUAACAAGCAAUUUUUAUAUUUGUUAAUUGAAUUAAUUUACUUUGCUUCAAUAAGUGCAACAAAAAGUUCUGGUCGACGACAUACAAAAAGCUUCAUUCCCUUAAAAAGCUCCCCUUAAAGCUUUUAUUAACCCUUCGGAUGCUACGCGUCGUUCUUUCCCCUUCAUCUUUGACUUUUCUGAUUUUAUUUGUUUUCUGAUUAUUUUAACAAGACUGACAAGAAAAUGAAGAAAAAAAAAUUAAUUCUUUUAUUUGCUUAAUGACGAAAGCAAAAGACUCACCACAGCCAGCAAAUUUAACACACAGCUUAUUUAAAAUUAGGAAAACGAGGAGUAGGAGGAGGAGGUGAAGAAUGAGUUUAACAGUUUCUUAAUUAUUCACAAAAAUAUGAAUUCAAUCAAUUGUAAUUAAUCAAACUGAAUAUUAUAUGUAGCCUUCAAAAUUGAAAGAUCAAAAAUAAAUAAAAGAUUCAUCUUUAAAAGUAAAAUUAAA